GAUACACGUAAGUGAGGAAAGGAGUGGAGUCAGCAGGAGAGCUAUUAGCCUCGAAAAUAGGCUAAAACGAGCCAAAAUGUCUAUUCUGAUCAUGUAAUCUUAGAAAAAAAUAUCAAAAUAUGAAGUUAUAAGGCGACAACUGCUCAAGCGCGUUCAGGACGAUCACCUGGAAGUUAAGCAGUUCAUUGCACACCUUGGGAGUAUUUGACAUUUCAUUCCACGUGUUUGAUUGGCUACAAGCUGAGGGCAAGUACGCAGAUUGGCAAGUUAUAACUUCUGUCAACUAUUUGAGGGACAGUUGGUCACAGAAUACCUGUCAAAUAAAAACUCCUCGGAAAUACUGAACCCUUUUUAAAAUUUUCUCAUCACCGAUUUGAUUUACAUGCGAUCCUAAGUACUGAACUCAGCUCAUCGUAAUAGACGCAUGCGGUUUCAUGAUAACGUAGAAAAUGCACCUGUAAAUUCGUAAUCAAUAUGGAACUCUGUUAAAAACAGAGCAAGCGCACAAGUGCAACUUAUCCACAUACAUACACAUAAGUGUACAGAAUUCACAUCUAUCUUUUCAAAAUUAGCAAUCAGUUCAAUAAAUCCAGUCGUGAUUUAAAAUAAAUUACUCGCAUAUCCUAGAGUAUUGUAUUUAACUGUUGGCAACUAUUUUACAUAGUAAAUUUAUAGUUGAGAAUAAAAUGACAAGCAACAAGUGCGUUAAAGCUCCGAGGAAGGCUUACAUUAAAGAGCCUCAGGAGAUGAGCCAUCAAGAGAAGUUAAGGCUCAUUGACGAUGAGUUAAAUUCAUUCUACAAGUAUUGUCAGCAAGCCGGAUUUACUGAAGAAGAGAUGGACAUCAUUUGCCAACCUCUUGUCGCCGCAAUGCGACGUUCCUGGCUCCAGUUAGUUCUUCGUGCAACAGUAAUUCUCGUAGUGAUUGGUACCAUCGCAUGUGCUGCAAUACAACUAGACUUCGUCGGCACUCAUUUCUCAGCAUUGUCUCGUCUCCUGGCGGUUAAAAUUCUCCCUUUCUGGAACUGGCAGCAUCUGUACCGCGAGAAUUGCAUGAUGACCAAUCCAUUCUAUAAUGAGUAUCCCAUCGCCGAGGUUGAUUGCGUCGUAAGCUAUCGAACUUGCGAAUCUGUUGAAACGAUUGAUCGACUCUCUGAUGUACGUUAUCGUCAGCUAGUCGACAAUUAUUUAAGCCGAGAUGCUCCUGCUAUCAUCACUGACGCUAUGGACUCUUGGGCUGCUAUGAACACCGAUUACUUCUGGUUCGAUAACAUCACGCAUCUCUACUUAGGCAACGAGCGUCUGAUGGAAACGGUACCCUGCUCACUGACAUCAAAUCUCCGAACCGGUUCAUCAGAUCUAGCGGCAUUUCUUCGUCGUGUUCAUUCACCAGAAGUUGCUAAAUGGUUUGUCCACUGGCAGAACUGUGACAUAAAUGCUGUAAAAGCUCUCAGGAAGUACUACCAGCGUCCUUACUUUCUCUCAAGUACCGUGUCCCCGGCGCACUUCAAUUGGGUUUUGAUGUCCUCGGAUUACAACAGUCCGAGCUACAAAAGAGUUGAGCUCGAUUCAGGUCUGAUAGCUCUAGCUCAGCUACGUGGUGCUACUCAACUACGACUUACUCCUAUUAAUCCCUGUAAUAGUUCUUGUCCAGAACUUAUUGCCGACUUACAUCGAGGAGAGAUGCUUGUGUUUACUAAUCUGAUGUGGAAUCUGGAAUACGCACCAAUGCGAGGACUAGAUAACAUCGCAAUCCUCACGGAAACUGUUUGGGACGAAGAUCCUUAACUAAAUUAUUAAUUCUAUCUCUCUAUUGGCUUAUUAAUAAAUUUAUGUCUCGACACUCUUUGAGAAAAAUAUUUAAUCAACUGCGUUAUUAUCAUUAA
Messenger RNA from Microplitis demolitor, 1885 nucleotides. RefSeq lists its product as uncharacterized. The record is from RefSeq and is a predicted model, not a curated record. The transcript is spliced from 5 exons. The coding region runs from base 687 to 1787 and encodes 366 amino acids. NCBI's taxonomy places the organism in Eukaryota, Metazoa, Arthropoda, Insecta, Hymenoptera, Braconidae.